Messenger RNA from Caenorhabditis angaria, 5686 nucleotides. NCBI's taxonomy places the organism in Eukaryota, Metazoa, Nematoda, Chromadorea, Rhabditida, Rhabditidae. The record is from the annotation of a GenBank genome assembly.
AUGGGCCUUUUGAGCCAACUUCGAUUAUUAUUAUGGAAGAAUAUAUUACAACAAAUACGUUCACCAUGGUUUGCAUUAUUUGAAUUAGUUGUCCCUCUUAUUUUAAUUGGAGCAAGUUUCGGAUUAUUGAUUGGAGUAAGAUUAUUGUUUUUUUUCUCAAAAAAAACAUUGAAUUUUAGUUUUCUGGACAAUUCGAAACAAGCUAUGAUAAUCGUGAAUAUUCGCCUUGGCCUGUAUCUGGUAGUGCUUAUGAUCUUCUUAUUCCAACAAAUUUGAACAAAUCAACAAGUGCCAUAAUUGAACCAUAUUUUUUAUCAGGAGUCAAUCCUGAUUGUCAAUUUCUACAAAUUCAAAACACAUCAACUGGAUAUAAAUUGAAUGUUGAUUUAGCAUAUACUCCAAAAAAUGCUCAAACAACAGAUAAAAUUAUGAAUAUUAUCAAAAAACGAUAUUCCAUCAAUAAUAUUUUAGGAUUAAUUGAAAAGAUUAGUCAUAUGAAUGUAACACUUGGAAAUGGAACAAUUCCAACUUUUGAUACAAAUAUGACUGUUAUUGGAUUUGAUACUGAAACUGAUUUGGUAAACUAUAUGUCGUCACAACUUCAAAAUCCAUGUGGCAAUCCAUUAUUGGCUGGAAUUGUUUUUGAUAAGCAAAGUAUUGUUGACAAUUUGAUGACAUCAAAAGACUAUAAGUACACAAUCAGGUUAUCAAACACACAUAGAAGAGCCAAAAAUGUAUGAAAAAAUAUUGUGUGAAAAAAAACAAAGUUGAUUCAUUGCAGGUAUUUGGAAAUGAUAAUUAUCCUUGGGAUACAAGUGUUGAAUUUUCAAUUCAAUAUGUAAGUGGACCAAUAAAUGCAGAUGAUAAUGAUGGUGGUUCACCUGGUUAUUGGCAAGAAGGAUUUAUGACUAUUCAGAAAGCAAUUGAUGUUGCUAUUGAAGAAAUUAUCACCGGAACACCUCAACUUGAAAAUUUAUACUUUCUCGAUUCAAUUUGGGUCAGCAGAUUCCCAUUUCCUGCGUAUUCUACGAAAAUUAUCGAAGUUGGAGCAUUUUUCAUGCCAGUUAUUAUAAUUUUCAGUUUUAUGACAAGUGUUAUUUAUAUUGUUAGAACUGUUGUUGUUGAAAAGGAAGAUCGAUUGAAAGAAUAUAUGAGAGUUAUGGGAUUGUCACAAUUCAUCAAUUGGAUUUCUCAUUUCAUUGUUAAUUAUGCUAAAAUCAUGUUCUCCGUCAUAGUUUUGACAAUUCUUCUACAUUUUGUUGCAUUACAGUAAGUUCAAUUAUUUCCAAAGUUCAAACCUAGAAUUAUUUUUGAUUUUCAGAUCAGAUAUGACAGUUAUGUUUGUUUUUUUCAUGGCUUAUGCAUUUAAUAUUGUUUAUUUCGCAUUUAUGAUUUCAACAUUCAUGAAUUCUGCAACAUCUGCAACAAUGUUAGCUGUUGUUUUUUGGAUGUUAUUAUAUUUUUGGUUUGCUUUUUUCACGAGUAAUGAUGAUGGAACACCAUAUUCCCUUGGAGUUCGAUUAUUAAAUUGCUUAAAUCCAGAUAUUGCCUUGAGUUAUGGAAUUCAAUUAUUAUCUGCAUAUGAAACUCAAGCUGGUGGAUUAAAAUGGAAUCUUAUAUUUACAGCUCCAAGUCCAGAUAAUGACUUUACUUUUGCACAUGCUUUAAUUGCAUUAAUUGUUGAUGGAAUAAUUAUGGUUAUUGCAACAUGGUAUAUUGAAGCUGUUAUUCCUGGUGGUGAAGGAGUUCCACAAAAACCCUGGUUUUUCAUUCUUCCUUCAUAUUGGUUCCCAUUUGCUGGUUCGAAUAAAAGAAAUUAUGAAGAUCUUGAUGAAAAUGUGAUUUAUGAUAGUCAUGUCAAACUAGAAAAUGAACCAUCUGGAAAGGUAUAAAUUUUAUUAUAAAGUAAAAUUCUGAAUUGUUUUUUUUCAGCCAACAAUUAGUGUUGUGAAUUUGACAAAAACUUAUGGAACAUCAUUUUUCAAGAAACUAUUUGAUUGCAAAUUUGGAAAAACUGGAGAGAAAAAAGCAGUUCAAAAAUUGAAUAUGAAUAUUUAUCCAUCUCAAUGUACAGUACUACUUGGUCAUAAUGGAGCUGGUAAAAGUACAACAUUUAGUAUGUUAACUGGAGUUGCUGCACCAUCAAGUGGAACUGCAAUUGUAAAUGAUUAUGAUAUUCGAACAAGUCUUCCAAAAAUAAGAAAACAAAUGGGAUUAUGUCCACAGUAUAAUACACUUUUUGGAUUUAUGACUGUUAUGGAACAUUUGGAAUUUUUCGCAAAAUUGAAAGAGAGAAAAUGGGAUAAAAAUGAAGCACUGGAAAUAUUGACAAGACUUCGAAUUGAAUUCAAGGCAAAUUCAUUAUCAUCAACACUUUCUGGUGGACAAAAACGAAAAUUAUCUUUGGCAAUUGCAUUAAUUGGUGGAUCAGAAAUUGUGAUGUUAGAUGAACCAACUUCAGGAAUGGAUCCAGGUGCAAGACAUGAAACCUGGACACUUAUUCAAAGAGAAAAAGAAAGAAGAACUAUUCUAUUAACAACUCAUUUUAUGGAAGAAGCUGAUUUACUUGGAGAUAGAAUUGUUAUAAUGGCUCAUGGACAAUUAGAAUGUUGUGGAUCACCAAUGUUUUUGAAAAAACAAUAUGGAGAUGGUUAUCAUUUAACAAUUGUUUAUGAAUCUUCUGAAAAUGCUGAUGUUGCAAAAACAACUAGCAUCAUUUCACAAUAUAUUCCAAAUAUCGAAGUUUAUAGUUUCAUUGGACAAGAAGCUACAUAUUUAUUGUCAUCUGAUUAUCGACCUAUUUUCCCAAAACUUUUCAAAGAAUUGGAAAGUAAUCAAAAAGCAAUGGGUGUUACAUCAUUUGGAGUUUCAGUUACAACAAUGGAAGAAGUAUUCUUAAAGUGAGUACAAACAAAUGUUACUCUGAAGAAAAUAAAUUAUUUUAAGGGUUGGAAACAUUGCAGAAGAAAGACAUAACUUUGAGGAAGGAAUACAAGAAGAAAACAACGAAAUGAUUACAAAAGAUGAUCCAGCUCUUCAAAAUCUCAGAGCCAUUCAAAGAAAUACUGGAUUCGUAUUGCAAAUGCAACAUGCAAAAGCAAUGUUUAUCAAAAGAGCUAUAUUCUUUUUCAGAAAAUGGACUCAAUUUAUUCCUCAAUUGAUUUUCCCGGUAUGUUGUAUGAAUUCUAUAUUGUUUGUAAAUUGGUCUAUUUUUCAGAUUGCAUAUCUUUCUUUGAUGGUUUCAGUUUCAAAAAUUGUUCCAAAAGUAAAAGAACAAGAUCCACUUACAAUUUCACUUCAACCGUAUGCAGAUGAAACUGAUCCAAGUUAUGUAAUUGUUGGAAACGGAACAUAUUUCAAUACUCCUUUGUCAAAUUUCGUUACAAAUACCAUAAAUUCACUUGGCUUUUCGAGUAACAAAAUUGUGACUCAAGUUACCAACAAUGUUGUGAAUUAUAUCUAUGAUGUAACAAACGCAGAAGGAUCAAGAGAUGUUGGACUUCAUUAUGGAUUAGCCUUUGUUCCAUAUACAAUUGAGUCGAUUCAAACUAUCAAAGCGUAUUUCAAUAAUUUUGCAAUGUUCACAGCUCCAUUGAGUAUCACAAUGACUGAUUCAAUUGUUUUAUCACGAAAAAUGAAUCAGAACUAUACUUUCACAGCAAUUAAUCAUCCACUCCCACCAACAACAUCGGAUACGUUGAAAACAACACAAGCAGGAACAUUUGCUGCUGGACUAUUGGCAUACGGUUUGAUUGGUUAGUUUAUAAUUACAUAUUUGUCUGUGUCAAAGUAUUCGAAAAUAAUUAUUUUCAGUUAGUUUUGCACUUAUCGUUGCUGGCUACGCGCAAUUUCUCAUAACAGAAAGCAAGAAAAAAUCAAAACAUAUGCAAUUAUUAUCAGGAAUCCGACCAUGGAUGUAUUGGUUGACAGCUUUCAUUUGGGAUGCGAUAUGGUUUAUUCUUCGGGUUAUUUGUUUCGAUGCAAUUUUCUAUAUUUUCAAUAUCGUUGAAUAUACAACUGAUUUUGGAGUUAUGCUAAGUUUAACAUUAGCAAUGAUUUUAUAUGGAUGGACAACAAUUCCGCUAACAUAUUUCUUCCAAUUCUUUUUCUCGUCUGCUCCAAAAGGAUUUAUGAUUAUAAUUAUGUAUCAUAUUUUAACCGGAAUGAUUGGUUCAAUUGCUGUUCCAAUUAUUACACAAACAUCAAGUGCAGAUGCCGGAUAUCAUUGGUCAAUUAUAUUUUCGUUUGUUUUUCCGACUUAUAAUAUUGCACAAAUUGCAACAGUCGUUUAUAAUAAUGAAAAUAUUCGACAAGCUUGUAAAAAGUUGGAUUGUUCCAAUAUCAUUUUCAAACAAGUUACUGCGUGUUGUGGAACUUCCGAUGAGAAAUUAUAUGUUGACAGUGUUUUAUUUGCUGCAAACCGUAAAGGAAUUCUGAUUAUGGUGAUUUUCUUAGCAGUUCAAGGAUUCUUUUAUUGGUUUUUGGUAUUUAUGAUGGAAAUGGAUUGGUUCUCAAAAAUUAUUGAUUUUGUGAAAUGCAAAAAGAAGACAAUUACGGUAAGAAAACGCUCUUUAAUUUAUGAAAACCUAAAUUCAUAAAAAUUCAGGGUCUGUGGGAUAUUGUGGAAGAAGAAAACUCUGUUGAAGAUUCAGAUGUUAUUGCUGAAAAACAAAAAGUUAAAACACUUCUUCAAAAUUCUCAAGACUAUUCACUUAUUUCUGACAAUCUUGUCAAAUGGUAUGGUAAUUUCAAUGCAGUCAAAGGUGUCAAUUUCCAUUUAAAAUCCAAAGAAUGUUUCGGUUUAUUGGGUGUAAAUGGUGCUGGAAAAACAUCAACAUUCCAAAUGUUAACUGGUGAAAAUUCAAUAACAUCGGGAGAUGCAUUUGUAAAUGGGUGGAGUGUUAAGAAUAAUUGGAGAGAAGCUGGACAAAGAGUUGGAUAUUGUCCACAAUAUGAUGCAAUUAUAAAAGAAAUGUCAGCUGAAGAAACAUUAUAUAUGUUUGCUAGAAUUAGAGGAAUUCCAGAAAAUGAGAUUCCAUCAAAAGUUGCUGCUGUGAUUCAUGCAAUUGGUAUUGGAAUAUAUGCAAAAAGACAAAUCAAAUCAUACAGUGGUGGAAAUAAAAGAAGACUGUCAUUAGGUAUUGCAAUUGUUGGAUUACCUGAUGUUCUUUUACUUGAUGAACCAACAAGUGGAGUUGAUCCAAAAGCAAGACGAAUUAUUUGGAAUAUUUUGAAUAGAGUUCGUGAUCUUGGAACAUCACUCGUUUUAACUUCUCAUAGUAUGGAUGAAUGUGAAGCUCUUUGUACUGAACUUGCUAUUAUGGUUUAUGGUAAAUUCCGAUGUUAUGGAAGUUGUCAACAUAUCAAAAGUCGAUACGGAGAAGGGUACACUUUAUUGAUUCGCCUCAAAAAUGCUCAAGAUGCUCAACAAACAAAAACUGCAAUUACUAGAAAUUUUGAAAAAGUAUAUUUGAAAGAGGAACAUGUUCUUCAACUCAAUUAUGAUAUUCCAAGAGAAGGUGUCAAUUGGUCAACACUUUUUGAAAAACUUGAACUGGUAUCAAAAACUUUGAAUUGGGAAGAUUAUUCAUUAUCACAAACAACUUUGGAACAAGUAUUUAUCGAAUUCAGUAGAGAUGCGGGAAGCGAUGGAUUCGCUAAUAAAGCGCUUGAUGAUUCGGAAUAG